Molecule: messenger RNA, 1205 nt
Organism: Cylicostephanus goldi
Lineage: Eukaryota; Metazoa; Nematoda; Chromadorea; Rhabditida; Strongylidae
Source: the annotation of a GenBank genome assembly
AUGGUGGCCGACAUUCCACAUAAUAUUGAUAUACAUCAUUAUUGUGAUUCAUUACACGCUCGAAACGUAUACCGGUUGAGAGAUAGUGAAGCUGUUAUGCUUCAGUCUUACUUGCGAGUCAGGGACUUACCAAUGAUUGAAAACCCGGUUGUUUUCGAAUUCGAUCAUGCUGAAAGAUGUGAGGAAGUUGUCCGGACGCAGUCAGCGAACCGUUACUUCAAUCGCAUGCCUCUGCCUCGUAUUUUUCUCCCGGGUCACGAUUGCUGGACAAAUUGCCAUAAGGGCAUAAUGGCGUAUGAUUUGAUGUGGUCUGCAGAGCAUUUAGGGAUUGAGGAAAAAAUCGUAAAGUGUGUCAAUUUUGGUCUUAUCGAUUAUAUACGUUCUCGCAAUUUACUCAGAGGAAAAAUUCCUAAGCUCAACUGGGGCGAGUCAUGCUUUGAUCGUUUACCGUGGAAAUGGAACAUCAUUAGUGAUGUAAACAACAACGCUUGUCAACUGGAGCUCAUGUUCCAUGAUGAAGAUGAUGGAUUAUCUGUGUUUCAAUACAUAACGGAUCGUCACGCAGAUUUUAGAUAUCGAGAUGAUCAAUUGCAUCCAGUUCAGAUAACUGUUCGUCCCUCAUAUAACAUUCUGUUACCGGUGACUUACCAAGUAAGAGUAUGCUCUGACAAAUUUCUAAGAGAUCUUUAUGAAGAAGAAUGUAACGAGGUUGCUGGGUUGGGAGAUCGAAAUGCUUACUUGAAAAUAGGAGACGUUAGUUGGAAAAAUGGGUGUGAAGAAGAUGAUAACUGUUUUGGAGAAAUUCGAAUUGGAGGAUGGCCGUUCGACUAUGGCGCUUCGUAUGUGGAAUUAGCUCGCACCAAAUUCAGAGGAAAGGCAGUUAUAGAGACUGAUGUGCUAAAUGAAAAAAUCAAUCUUGUUGGUUGCGGUGCCGAGCGAGCUAUGCGCAAAUUGAGCUAUUUUGUGAAAAAUAGGAAUGAGUUUAUGUUGUCGUGUAGCACACCUGUAGAGAACUUCCUGUGCUCCCCGCUCAGAACUAUUCUCAUCGCUUCUCCUUGUUAUUUGGAAAAGUUGAGAAAAUAUGUUUGCUGUUCAAAGCUGGAAUUGGUUAACAAAACUCACAUCAACUUCGAGGGGACAGUGCAGCAAUAUGAUUUAUUAUGCGCGUUCUUUGGGAAGAUGGACAUUGAGGUACGUUUUUGAGU